Messenger RNA from Phytophthora infestans T30-4, 474 nucleotides. RefSeq lists its product as uncharacterized. Bases 1 to 474 code for a protein of 157 amino acids. The record is from RefSeq and is a predicted model, not a curated record. The transcript is spliced from 2 exons. Lineage: Eukaryota; Oomycota; Peronosporomycetes; Peronosporales; Peronosporaceae.
AUGGAUGACGGUAAAAACCGUCACAUGUUGCUGGCCAACGACGACGUUUUCGCCGAGGGGCAACAGGACCGACAAGACGAGCUCGACGCAUUGGUUGACAGUCUUGCUCAGCCAUCGGGUCUGGGAGAUCUGCAGAGCUUCUUGGUCAACUCACAACGAUCUCGUGGCGGAGACGGACAUAUUUCCGACGAGCAAGAGCAGAAGCAGAAAGAGCUGGAUGCGCUGGUGGACUCACUGUCCGGAAUCUCCAUGGCUCCUUCUCCAGCAACCGCUACGGCCACGGCUUUGCUGGCAUCGGACGUUAACGACGUGGGCGUUGCCAAUACGCAGGCUUCGUUCCUCAACGUGAUAGAAGGUGCGGUCCUGCUACUGGUUGCUGUGGUGCUGAUCGCCAUGACCAGACGUUCGCAGUCGAAGCGAGAGGAAGAGGCGGAUGAGCGCAUGGAUUUUGGCUACAUCAUCUUGUAUGAGUGA